Messenger RNA from Penicillium malachiteum, 564 nucleotides. RefSeq lists its product as uncharacterized. The coding region runs from base 1 to 564 and encodes 187 amino acids. The record is from RefSeq and is a predicted model, not a curated record. Lineage: Eukaryota; Fungi; Ascomycota; Eurotiomycetes; Eurotiales; Aspergillaceae. The transcript is spliced from 2 exons.
AUGGCGCGCCAACCCUCUUCGAAUCUCCUGGACUUUACCUUUCCAUGGGUCCUCAUCGAUGAUAAAGCUCUUCCCUUGACCGAGGAUCGCAAUUCUAACCACUCUUUCGUCAGCUGCACCAUGGCAGCGGAUGAUCUCUACUUUGACCCCGUCAUUGAGGUCUGUUUCGAAUGUGCAUAUCACUUGCCUGUCCCGGCCAAGGAAGCUGGAGAUGAAAUUUACCAAGGCUUGGAUGAUCGUGAUGAACGCGUCGACGAGAACGGACUCCGAUGCUCCCAGUAUGCCUAUGUCGCCUACAUGGCCCGGAACGUGAAAAGUCUCAAAGUGAUUACUGUGGAGCGCACAAGCGACGAUAACAUCGACUUGCAGGAGUUAGGGUUUUCUCAGGCAGUCACUGUGGGAGAUCGGGUCGCUCUUUCCGAGGCAGAACUGAGCAGUCUUAUUCCAAAAGGCUAUGGUCAGAGUCCUGUGCAUAUCCUCCAGAUCAAUGUCGAACACACCCAGACGCCUUUGGUUGCAAAUAUGCACAUCCCAAAACAACUGGGCGAGCAGAAUGCCAGAUGA